AUGAGCUUUGCAUUUAGUGGUACUGGUGUGUUUGAGACAUUAAAUCUAGGUCCACCAAAUAUGACAACACACAUAGAUUUAUUUCAAAAGGAAAUAGAAGAUGAAGUACUUACAACCUCAGAUUUUAUAAAUUCAGUUGUUCCUGUUUCUGUCGCUGUCAAUGACUACAUUCAUUAUAAUUCCAAAAAUGGCUCUAUUCAGGGUUUACCAUCAUUCAUGUCAUCAGUGGUUAAUCAAACAAUCACAAAUGGUGGCAUGUUGUAUACCAGGCUAAGCAUAACGAGUGCUCUUGAAAUGAUUCAUGAUCAUUAG
Vicia faba (fava bean) is the source of this 312-nucleotide messenger RNA. The record is from the annotation of a GenBank genome assembly. Lineage: Eukaryota; Viridiplantae; Streptophyta; Magnoliopsida; Fabales; Fabaceae.